Molecule: messenger RNA, 588 nt
Organism: Bicyclus anynana (squinting bush brown)
Lineage: Eukaryota; Metazoa; Arthropoda; Insecta; Lepidoptera; Nymphalidae
Gene: EMC5
Product: ER membrane protein complex subunit 5
Exons: 3
Coding region: 156-506 (116 amino acids)
Cellular component (GO): Golgi apparatus; EMC complex; plasma membrane
Source: RefSeq, a predicted model, not a curated record
AAAAUUUGUCGUCUGUGGCCGGAGAGUAAAAUUAAUAUUUAUUUUCUAAAUAACGAAAAUAUUUUAAUUCGUACAAUUCCAUUGAAAGUUCAAAGUUGAAACGACAUUACUAUUACUGUGAAUUGUUUUUGUGAAGCUUAGGUUAAUAUUUAAUAAUGGCUUCUGUCCACAAGAUCAUUGUAAUAGUAGGCUUCAUAUCAUUGUUUCAUUCUGCAUUUUCUGCUGCACAGCAUCGAUCCUACUUACGAAUCACAUCACAAGAGUUUACAGCACUUCCUUUAGAUAUAAUAAUUCAAGCUGUAGUAAGCUUGUUUGCAGUAAUUUGGGGAGUUUUGAACAUAGCAGGCAAGCUCCGUGAGAUUCCAGCUGCAAAUGAAUUGAAUAACAUAAAAUGGGAAACCCAACGCAAUCUAACCUCAUUCUACGUCUUCAACCACAGAGGUAGAGCGUUGGCUUACGACUUUGUACCAACGCCUAGUAAAGAAGAUUUAGAAAAAUUAGAAUAACGUUCUAAAUAUUAGUAUUUAUUGUAUAUUUAUACAAACUAUUUAAUGUGAAACUUAUGAAUAUAACAAUAGAUUUAAUAAA